Messenger RNA from Benincasa hispida (wax gourd), 2719 nucleotides. RefSeq names its product protein tesmin/TSO1-like CXC 6. Gene Ontology annotation, cellular component: nucleus. The record is from RefSeq and is a predicted model, not a curated record. Lineage: Eukaryota; Viridiplantae; Streptophyta; Magnoliopsida; Cucurbitales; Cucurbitaceae. Gene Ontology annotation, biological process: regulation of DNA-templated transcription.
AGAGAGAGGGAGGAAAGAAGAAGAACAAAAGGCCUUUUUCGCUCCUAUCCUUCCUCUCUUUCCUUCGGAGCUCUCUUCAAUUCACAGUUCAAAAAAACCCUAAAUAAUUUGAUUUUUCUGCUCUGAUUUUUGCUUUCUUUGUGAUUGUUUUACGUGAAGGCGAAGGUUUUUUCUGAUUUUGGUUUCUUGUUGCUGAGUUUCGGCGUAAUAUUUGAGCUUCAAAAGCUUAAUUUUAUCUGGCGGUAUUUUGAUUGGUAAUUGGAUCCAGAAGUCAGACGAUUUGAAGUUGGUACGGGGAAUUCCAUUUUUGAAUUGAAGAGUUGAUUGAUUGUUCGAGUUUGAUUUUCCUUUUUUGCGGAAAAUUUGGAAUAGUGGCGAGAUUAUUGAAAUUUAGGAUUUAAAUUUGAUGGGGGAAGAAGAUUCCGUAGGUGCGUCUCAGAAGAAGGCUCAAUCAGAUGGUUCAGCGUUGAGUAAUUCUUCGUCAUCGGAUAUUCCGUCUAAGAAGCUCGCUAGGCAGCUCGAUUUCACCGGCUAUGGAGGGGCCUCGCGUCCUCAAUCUCAUUCAAACUCGCAUUCACAGUCACAGGCUCCAUUAGUUGCUCAGAAUCUUCCGCAAGCUCAACCAAAACCACCACAGACGCAGAUGGUGGCGGCGUCGAUCGCACCUUUGGCGCCUCAUUCGUCAGUAAGAGCUGUGAAACCAGAAUCACCAAUGUCAAGAGCAAGACCUGCUGUUGAAGCUAAAGACAGUACUCCUAAGAAGCAAAAACAGUGUAACUGUAAACAUUCGCGGUGUCUAAAAUUGUACUGUGAAUGCUUUGCUUCUGGAAUAUACUGCGAUGGUUGCAACUGCAUAAAUUGUUAUAACAAUGUCGAAAAUGAUGCCGCUAGAAGAGAAGCAGUUGAAGCGACAUUAGAGCGUAAUCCAAAUGCAUUUCGACCAAAAAUUGCGAGCAGUCCUCAUGGGAUGCGGGACAGCAGGGAGGAGGCGGGGGAGUUGCUGAUGUUGGGUAAGCACAAUAAGGGAUGCCACUGCAAGAAAUCGGGUUGUCUAAAAAAAUAUUGUGAGUGUUUCCAGGCCAACAUUCUCUGUUCGGAAAACUGUAAAUGCAUGGACUGCAAGAAUUUUGAGGGAAGUGAAGAGAGGCAAGCUCUUUUCCAUGGAGACCAUGGUAACAACAUGACCUUCAUUCAACAGGCAGCGAAUGCUGCCAUAACUGGAGCUAUUGGCUCCUCUGGCUAUGCUUCACCUCCUGUAUCCAAGAAAAGAAAAGGUCAAGAACUCUACUUUGGACCGACAGCCAAGGACAUAUCCACUCACAGACCAGUGCCAUUUCAACAGGCAAAUCAUAUCAGAGCCACUGCUCCUCCGCUACCGUCCUUCCCCAUUGCUGGCGUUGGAAGCCCGUCAGUGUUGGGUCCUUCAAAGUUUACAUAUAGGUCUUUAAUGGCAGACAUCAUUCAAUCACAAGAUUUGAAAGAUCUUUGCUCUGUUUUGGUUGUGCUGUCAAGUGAAGCUGCCAAGACAAUUCAAGACCAAACAAAUGCUGCAGAAAAGCAAUCUGAUGGCCAGACAGAAACUUCUGUUGCAUCAUCCACUCAAGAUAGGUUACAGAAAAAAGAUGCAUCUGAUGAGAAAGCUGCAGCUGAUGAUCGUUCAAGUGCAAACCAGGCUGAUAAAACCACCCCCGAUGAUUCCAAUUCAGAUGGUGGAGAUGUGCCAAAGGGUGCUCCCAUGUCUCCCGGAACUUUAGCUUUGAUGUGCGACGAGCAAGAUACAAUGCUAAUGGCUGCUGCUUCCCCCAAUAGACUAAUUGGUCCUGGCUGCAGCACCUCUUCACAACUGCCUCAUGGACGAGACACGUCAGAGGUCUAUGCAGAGCAGGAGAGGAUUGUCCUUACAAAGUUUAGGGAUUGUCUUAAUAGACUCAUUACUUUGGGAGAAAUAAAAGAGACACAAUGUUCAUCUUUAGCCAGAAAUGAAGUAGGUAAUCAAGAACAACAAUUUAACAAUGGCACUACAAAUAUUAGAACUGAAACUCAAAGUAAUUUGGGACAACUCAACAAUAAAGUUACAAAAUCUACAAUUACACCAUCGGUGAAGACAUCGCAGACAGUAACUCCAGCAGUGAUGACCCUUAAUAACGACCAGCGACAGAAAGUUUUGCCUCUGUCUUGAAAGUCGUAAUCAGCAGACCAAAGAUUGACCGAGUUGGUAAAGAAAACUGUAGCCAUUCGUUAUCGAUCAAUAUGAUAUUUACCGCUCAGCCCUCAUUCUGGGUUGUCCACUCCACACUGUGCUGACCCUUCAGAGUUGGAAGCUAUAUUUCGAUGAAACCGUUCCACGGAUUUCUACAUUAUUGAUGUAAGUUAAAUUUUGAUGCUUUAAGUUCCAUUCUUGGUCAUUAUUGAUGCUGUGAAAUGCAAAGCUCCAUGUUGGCCAUUAUUGUCAUUUAGAUAUGAAAUUGAGUUUCCCAUCUUAGCUUUGUAAUUGUAGUUAUUUUUCCUCCUAUUUUGGGAGAGGUGAAAGGUGUUAGGGUUUGUUCUUUUCAUAUUUCUAGAUGAAAAGAGAGAUGGAAAUCCUUUCGUAACUUAUUUCUAAUGUGGCCAAUUCUAGCUAAGCUAAAAUCUGUUGCCCAGUUUCCUCUAGGAUUUUUAUUUGUCUGAGAAUUUUUCCUAUUUUACUGAAGCAUUGAAUAACAAGGGCUUCAUAAAUCUA